CCGAUUCCCACGGGUGAGGGGUGCCACGGCGGGGCCACAAGCAGGGUGCAGUGAGGAGUGAUCUGGGGAGAACCCGAGGGGGUGCUGCCAAGAUGGGGGGGGUGCUGCCGGGCCGGCAGUGGGUGCUCCCAGGGGAACAGUGGGUGCUCCUGGUGGUAAGUGAUGCCAGGCUGACAGCGGGUGCACCCCCGUGGGUGCGUGCGGGAUCCCUGGCAGAUGGAUGCUCCCAGACGGGCAGUGGACGCUCCCCACGGCGUGCCCCCGCUGCCCGCAGCCCCGGCCCCCGGCACAGAUGGUCCCUUUCUGCCGCCGCCGCCGCCUUAAUCUAACGGCACAAAGCGGCGCGGCGGCGUCUGCCCGUCUGCUGCGGCCCCAGCGAUGCCCCUGCCACCCCCCACCAUCAGCACUGCCACCUAGACUCCCGCCGUGGGGCAGGGACCCGCGUCCUGCAUGGUGCCAGCUCCGGAGCGGCACCGUGGAGUCCUCUGGGUGAUGCCAGCACUUUGUGCCUUGCCAUCACCAGGUGCCCAGUUCUUGGCAGCCCGCGGCUGGGGGCCCUGGGACCUCCCCAACACCUGCGUGGGGAUUUGGGCACUGCCCGUGCAGGUGCCCCUGGGCACAAGACGGAGGCCCGGUGUGGGCAUCCCUGCGGUGAGUCCAGUGCCACAGGGCAGCGCCUGGGCCCCUGUGACACAGGACCUCCUGGCUUGUUGCAGGCCGGGAUCCGAGGCGGGGUGCGGCGCUGGCAGCCUCGCCUGUGCCAUGGGGAACUCGGUGAGCAGGCCCAGCUGCCUGGGCGAGCGGAGCCAGCGCCACGAGGAGCUGCUCCGGGAGCCGGACACCGCUGGGCAGCCGCUGGGCAGCGCCGUCGAGGCCUGGCCAGCGCUACCGGAGAAGCUGCCGGUGGAGAACGGCUGGAGCCCACUGCCCGGUGCCAGGCAGUGCCGGGCUGGCAGCCCCGUGCUGCGGCGCAGCCGAUCGGAGGUGUCGGUGCAGAACGGGAGCGCAGCUGGCGUGCCGGUGCCGGGGCAGGUGGUGGGGGCGACUUGGACCCCUCCCCGGACCAGUGGCCCCCGUGGCGCCUGGCCCUGGCAGCCCCUCACCACACGGGAGGUGACCGAGGUGACGGAGGUGACGGAGACCAUCGUGACCGAGAUCGUGGAGGUGACUCAGUACCCGGUGGGCGAGCGCGGCGGCGAGGCCCUGGUCACCCGCACCGUCACCGUCACCACCGAGCACGUGGCCAGCGGCCACGCCGGGCACAGCGACACCAGCGAGGUGACUGCAGGGCAGGGACCCUCGCCACGAGUAUGCUGGGUGGGACCUGGCGGGGGUGCUCUGCCAUCAUGGUGCUAGCCAGGUGCCAGCGCCAGCGUGGUGCCAGUAUGGUACCUGUAUAGUGCCGGCACAAUGGAAAUGUAGUGCCAGCAUAGCUGUUCCCACCACUGGGUCUCUGCCAUUGUCCUCCUCAGG
This is a messenger RNA of Pogoniulus pusillus (Red-fronted tinkerbird), 1473 nucleotides long. RefSeq lists its product as uncharacterized. Bases 451 to 1356 code for a protein of 301 amino acids. Lineage: Eukaryota; Metazoa; Chordata; Aves; Piciformes; Lybiidae. The record is from RefSeq and is a predicted model, not a curated record. The transcript has a single exon.